Molecule: messenger RNA, 5503 nt
Organism: Chinchilla lanigera (long-tailed chinchilla)
Lineage: Eukaryota; Metazoa; Chordata; Mammalia; Rodentia; Chinchillidae
Gene: Efr3a
Product: EFR3 homolog A
Exons: 23
Coding region: 548-2905 (785 amino acids)
Biological process (GO): protein localization to plasma membrane
Cellular component (GO): plasma membrane
Source: RefSeq, a predicted model, not a curated record
GGGGGAACUGAGGCCAGAGCGGCAAGGGAACAGCUAGGACGCGGGGCCAGUAGAUCAGAAAGCGGGUGGAAACAAAGUUCAAGCUGUUUUCCCAGUCAGCCGCACAGUUUAACGGGACUUUAUGGAGACGUUGGAAGUAUGUGCAGCCUGACUGUCGUGGCCUUCUCACGCUGGGCGUCCCCUGGUGGGACGCGUUGCCCGGGAGCCCUUCCCCGCGGCCCCAGCAGCCCCAGCAGCUCUGACUGUCGCCGACCCUGGGUUGUUGAAGUGGUGCUUUCGGGAACCUGUUCGGUGCAGAUGCAGCGGAGUGCGGCUUCAGAUUCGCCUGGGCGGCUGGUUGAAAUGCCAGUUUAGAGCACUUGCUUGGCCGCAUGGAAUUAAACACCGCGGGAGCUCGGACCGCAGAAUCUGUCUAGUACUCGUCCCGAGUGUCCCUGAGGGCCUCUAAGGAGUAUGUUGCUGCUGUUCUGCUUUGCGUCCUCGCUACAAACGCCUGGUGGACAACAUCUUCCCUGAGGAUCCAAAAGAUGGCCUUGUUAAAGCUGAUAUGGAAAAAUUGACAUUUUAUGCAGUAUCUGCUCCAGAGAAGCUGGACCGAAUAGGUUCUUAUUUGGCAGAAAGACUGAGCAGGGAUGUUGUCAGACAUCGUUCUGGGUACGUUCUGAUUGCCAUGGAGGCACUGGACCAACUUCUCAUGGCAUGCCACUCUCAAAGCAUCAAGCCAUUUGUGGAAAGUUUUCUUCAUAUGGUGGCAAAGCUGCUGGAAUCAGGGGAACCAAAGCUUCAAGUUCUUGGAACAAAUUCUUUUGUCAAGUUUGCAAAUAUUGAAGAAGAUACACCAUCCUAUCACAGACGUUACGACUUUUUUGUAUCUCGAUUCAGUGCCAUGUGUCAUUCCUGUCAUAGUGAUCCAGAAAUACGAACAGAAAUACGAAUUGCUGGAAUAAGAGGUAUUCAGGGUGUGGUCCGCAAAACAGUUAAUGAUGAACUUCGGGCUACCAUUUGGGAACCCCAGCAUAUGGAUAAGAUUGUUCCAUCUCUUCUGUUCAACAUGCAGAAGAUAGAGGAUAUUGACAGCCGCAUUGGCCCUCCUUCUUCUCCUUCUACAGCUGACAAAGAAGAGAAUCCCUCAGUGCUGGCUGAGAACUGUUUCAGAGAACUGCUGGGUCGAGCGACUUUUGGGAAUAUGAAUAAUGCUGUCAGACCAGUUUUUGCGCAUUUAGAUCAUCACAAACUGUGGGACCCUAAUGAAUUUGCAGUUCACUGCUUUAAAAUUAUAAUGUAUUCUAUUCAGGCUCAGUAUUCUCACCAUGUGAUCCAGGAGAUUCUAGGACACCUUGAUGCUCGUAAGAAAGAUUCUCCACGGGUUCGAGCAGGUAUUAUUCAAGUUCUGUUAGAGGCUGUCGCCAUUGCUGCUAAAGGUUCCAUAGGACCUACUGUGCUGGAAGUCUUCAAUACCCUCCUGAAACAUUUGCGUCUGAGUGUUGAAUUUGAAGCAAAUGACUUGCAUGCGGGAUCUGUAACCAAUGUCAGUGUAAACACAGGUCCUAAAGAUAAUGAUGAGAAGAUUGUGCAGAAUGCUAUCAUCCAAACAAUAGGAUUUUUUGGAAGCAACCUACCAGACUAUCAAAGGUCAGAAAUCAUGAUGUUCAUCAUGGGGAAAGUACCUGUUUUUGGAACAUCUACUCAUACUUUGGAUAUCAGUCAACUAGGGGAUUUGGGAACCAGGCGGAUUCAGAUAAUGUUGCUGAGAUCUUUGCUUAUGGUCACCUCUGGAUACAAAGCGAAGACGAUUGUUACUGCACUGCCGGGAUCUUUUCUGGAUCCUUUGUUAUCACCGUCUCUCAUGGAAGAUUAUGAACUGAGGCAGUUAGUCUUAGAAGUAAUGCAUAAUCUCAUGGAUCGCCAUGACAAUAGGGCAAAGCUUCGAGGGAUCAGAAUAAUACCAGAUGUAGCCGACCUAAAGAUAAAAAGAGAAAAAAUUUGUAGGCAAGACACAAGUUUCAUGAAAAAGAAUGGACAACAGCUCUACCGGCACAUAUAUUUGGGUUGCAAAGAGGAAGACAAUGUUCAGAAAAACUAUGAGCUACUUUAUACUUCUCUUGCUCUUAUAACUAUUGAACUGGCCAACGAAGAAGUGGUUAUUGAUCUCAUUCGAUUGGCCAUUGCUUUACAGGACAGUGCAGUUAUCAACGAGGAUAAUCUGCCAAUGUUCCAUCGCUGUGGAAUCAUGGCACUGGUUGCAGCCUAUCUCAACUUUGUAAGUCAGAUGAUCGCUGUUCCUGCAUUUUGCCAGCAUGUUAGCAAGGUUAUUGAAAUUCGAACUAUGGAAGCUCCUUAUUUUCUACCAGAACAUAUUUUCAGAGAUAAGUGCAUGCUUCCAAAAUCUUUAGAGAAGCAUGACAAAAAUCUGUACUUUCUGACCAACAAGAUUGCAGAGUCACUUGGAGGAAGUGGAUAUGGCAUUGAGAGAUUAUCAGUUCCAUAUGUACCACAAGUGACAGAUGAAGAUCGCCUUUCUAGGAGAAAAAGUAUUGUGGACACCGUAUCGAUUCAAGUGGAUAUUUUACCCAACAGUGUUCCUUCUGAUGAUGUGGUUAGUAACACGGAAGAAAUCACCUUUGAAGCACUGAAGAAAGCAAUUGAUACUAAUGUAAUGGAAGAACAAGAAAAGGAAAAGAGACGUCUUGUAAUAGAGAAAUUCCAGAAAGCACCUUUUGAAGAAAUAGCAGCACAGUGUGAAUCCAAAGCAAAUUUGCUUCAUGAUAGACUUGCUCAAAUAUUAGAACUCACUAUACGUCCUCCUCCCAGUCCAUCAGGAACACUGACCAUUACUUCUGGGCAUGCUCAGUACCAGUCCGUCCCAGUCUAUGAGAUGAAGUUUCCAGAUCUGUGUGUGUACUAAGUUGUUCAUGAAGACCUCAGCAUAGAACUGUAAAGCCUAAAAGUUAAGGCCAUGCUGAAUUUUCAGGGUUUACUUAAUGCAUAUUAACAUAUUUUUUUGAAUAUGAUGAUGGAAGUUGCUUUUAAACAAGUGGUAGACAUACUAUAUUAGAAGUUUAGGAACUGUAUAUGGCUUAGUGCUUUUGAAGAUAGAUUAUGCCAUGUUAAUUUGUUUUGAGGUUCCAUUUGGCUUUUAAAGUUGAACACACAUUAAUCAUAUAUUCCUCCAUUGUUCCACAGUAUAUUUUAAACUUUUCACGAAGGUAAUUUUUUUAAAAAUUGAAAAUGUAUGAAGCGUCUACUGUGUUUCUUGACUACCUACACAACUGCUUAGAAAUAGAAUUGCUUUCGGUUUUGGUUAUCUGCAAAAGUAAAUAUAUUCCUAAUCCUCUUGCAAAACAGUCACAUGGCUUUCAGUCCCUACUCUUUAGAUAAGUUGUGGUAGGCAUCUUUCCAGUCAUCUACUAUAACACUGAGUAGUAGGCAUUUCUUACCGUGUUUACAGUAAUACAACAUCUGUUGAGUGGUAUUCCUACACUAUGACUUUUAAAAUGGGCAUACUGUAAAGCAUCUAGUUCUUGUAAUACUGUGUUUUCUGCUGAGAGUUUAACCACUUGAGAAGCUUAGCGCUUACUUUUGGAGUACUGAACUGUGCAAUAUUUUUACAUCAGAAGAUGUAUUAGUUUACAUGAUAGUAAUAUUUUGCUGUGGCUCCAUUAAUUAAAUUAAAUAUAUAUAUUUAGUAUAGAAAAAAAUGACAUGUAAGACAGCUACUAGUUCACCUGUGAGGAGUCUUUACAUUUCAAUUUCUAUUAAGAGCAAAUUAAUUUACAUUUUUGUAUUCUGCAUUGUUUUCAAUCUUUGUAGUCAAAAAAUUCCCCAAAUGGAUUUUAAUGUGCAAGAUUUGAACCAAGCCUUGUAUAUAUCUUCUGUUUAGGAUUAUUAGCAUUACAUUUGGAAAGAGUGCCUGUGUUUUACCCAGUAUGCUAAGUAAGGUCUGUCAGUGUAAGCUACUUUUGAUUUCAGCUUCUGAGGUCACUGGGGCACUCCGCAUUCAUGCAUUUUAGUGAAUUCCAUCACAUAGUAAUAAAGACGUUUCUUUGCAUUCAUAGAAAAUUCUCUUAGGACAUUUUUAUAAAAUCACUUGUCAGAUACCUUUUCUUUUUUUAAUGUAAACCAUAUAUAAAAUUGUAACUCAAAAAGCAGUUCAGUGGCUUUUGUUUUUCUUUGGAAAAUUGCAGCAAAGAAUGGGAUCCUUUAACUUUGUAUUUGUAGUUUUGGGGGCCCCUUUAGUAGAAAUAAAAACAGGAAAUGAUAGGAAAAGAAGCAUACUAAAAAAUGCUUAGGUAUAUUUAAGCCAAAGUACAAAUAUUAAAAAAGAGUCUAAACACUUAACCCUAUAAAAUGAUGCUAAAAUACCCUGAGCUGUUGAUUAAAUAGGUAAACCAGAGCUUGUUUUCAGAUUGACAGUACAGUCAGUACAGUCACAACUGCAGGACCAAAAGAGUCUGUUGUGGUUGUCACUGUAACUUUCCCUCUUACCAGGUAAAAUAUGUCACUAGUUAAUAAGCCAAGUUGUGUUUUUUUUCUUUUUUGGCUUUUUUUCUUCUGUAUUUUCAAAGAAAUGUAUUAAUUUUUAACCGUACAUUUAAAAUCUAAGCAGGGGGACAUGCGAAUAACAAUCAUCAUCCACUUGGAUGUCAUUUUAUAAAUUAACACUGUGUGCUUUUGUAUGAAAAGAUAUAUAGUUUAAUAGUAGAAAUUAUAUACAUUAAUUUGCAUUCAUGCAAAAUACAAACUUUACAAAAAUUUGUUUCUUGGUGAAUUUAAAAAUGCAUGCAUUACAUGUAAAGGAAAACUAUUGCAAUUAAUGUUUAUCAUACCUUUCACUUGAUCUUUGGAAACUGUUAAUUUGGGUUUUGUUGGGUAGGAGUUGUUAUUUUUAAAUCACAAUAGACUUAUUCUAAGUCCAGUAGAUGAACAGGUCCUAUUAACAAGGAUUCCCAGGAAAUGGGUCUUUUCUCUGGCUGACCCUUCAAUGUUUGUAGGGCCCUACAGUUAGUGUUAGAGCUGUCUUGUAGCCAGUUCAGAUGCAGAAGGGUUAGGAUUUGUUGACGUUCACUGCAUUGCCAUACUUUAGUAGAUAUAUAAAACUCAUUAAUAAAUAGUUAAUCAUCCUCUUUUUGCUCUGUAUAGUUAGCUUAUAUCAUUUUUCUUUUGUGUGACAUUGAAUAGUCGACAUUUAAAUGUUCUCAUAUGCGUGUAUUAUCUGUGGCUUCAUAUGUAGAGUUUGAUUGGAAUUUAUCUGAACAAAUGCACACACACACACGAGUGCACAUACAUUCUUAGUAUUUCUGAACUCAUUAUCCUUUAGAAUAAUACCACAGAUUACCAGCAAUUAACUUCCUAUUCCCCAAAAUGUUUCUUGUCUUUCUGUCUAGAAAUGGAACUCAUUUGUCUUAUUCAUGCUGAUACAUGUGUUAAAUGUACUGAAGUAAGUUUUAAAUGUUAAAAAUUCAUUUUGCAAUCAUAUGUAAGCAAUAAAAUAAAAAUUGAAUUA